Phoenix dactylifera (date palm) is the source of this 2150-nucleotide messenger RNA. RefSeq names its product aspartyl protease family protein 1. Gene Ontology annotation, molecular function: aspartic-type endopeptidase activity. Gene Ontology annotation, biological process: proteolysis. NCBI's taxonomy places the organism in Eukaryota, Viridiplantae, Streptophyta, Magnoliopsida, Arecales, Arecaceae. The record is from RefSeq and is a predicted model, not a curated record.
UGCGUAUACUUUUUUUGUUUACGAGAGAAUCCACUGCUAGUUGUCAUUCUUUCUUGACGGUCCAGCAAUUCACGAACAAAAGAUUGAGAGUGAAUGGAGGAGCUUUGACGUCCUGGCUCCUCCCGCGACGCCGACGGCCACCGUUGACUUCGAGUCUCCGACCCAACGUUAGACCGACGGAAUCCAUGCCCCCUCCCCUCUUUAAAUCCUUCCUCUCUUCUCCUCCUCUUAUCGCUCCUCGCCUUCUAAGCUUCUUUCAUGGCUGCUUCUUCACCGUCUCUCUGCCCUCUUCUUCUCUUCGUGGCCGUUGCGUUGGCGGUUUCCGGCACCGUCGGUGGCGCCACCCUGGGGCUGGAGGUCCACCACCGCUUCUCCGACCGCGUGCGGCAGUGGGCGGAGGCCCACGGUGGGCUCCCCGGCGGCUGGUGGCCCGAGAAGGGCUCCGUCGAGUACUACGCCACCCUCACCCACCACGACCGCGCCCUCCGCGGCCGGGCCCUCUCUGACGGCGGCGACCCCGACGAAGUUCUCUUCUUCGCCGACGGCAACGCCACUUACCGACUCAGCUCCCUGGGAUUCUUGCAUUACGCGUUUGUGGCGUUGGGGACGCCGAACGUGACGUUCCUGGUGGCGCUGGACACGGGGAGCGAUCUAUUUUGGGUGCCCUGUAAUUGCAUUAGCUGCGCUCCCACGUCUUCACCUGACUACGGGCUAACCAAUAUCGAGUUCGACAUCUACAGUCCAACUAAGUCGUCGACGAGCCAAAAGGUUCCUUGCAACAGCAGUUUUUGUGAGCUGAAAAGCUCAUGCUCAGCAGCAACUAGCAGUUGCCCUUAUGCAGUUCAGUAUGUAUCUGAUAACACGUCAUCUGUCGGAGUCUUAGUUGAGGAUAUUUUGUACUUCAAAACGGCGGAGACUAUUCCAAAAGUUGUUAAAGCACCAAUUGUUUUUGGCUGUGGACGGAUUCAGACUGGUGCAUUUCUGGAUGGUGCAGCUCCUAAUGGUCUGUUUGGGCUUGGUUUGGACAACGUAUCUGUUCCUAGUGUUUUAGCAAGUAAAGGAUACACUUCAGAUUCCUUCUCCAUGUGCUUUGGAAGUGAGGGUAUUGGGAGAAUCUAUUUUGGAGAUAAAGGUAGCUCAGACCAGGAAGAAACUCCAUUAGAUGUUAAUAACAGGAACCCAGUAUACAAUAUCAGCUUAACUGGAAUGGAAGUGGGGAAUAGUUCAGUAGAUGUGAAGUUUAGUGCUAUUGUUGACUCUGGUACCUCCUUCACAUAUUUGGCUGAUCCAGUUUACACGAAGGUUGCUGAAAGUUUUGAUACACAGGUACAAGAUAAUAAGCACAAAUCGGAUCCUGAUAUCCCAUUUGAGUAUUGCUAUGAAUGGAGUUCCAAACAAAAUUCAACUGUGCUACCUAAAAUAAAUCUAACAACAAAAGGUGGAAGCCCGUUUCCUAUAAAUGAUCCGAUAGUUAUCGUGUCCAAUAAGAAAAGCAAAUUGGUAUAUUGCCUGGCUAUCAUUAAGUCUCACAAACUGAACAUUAUUGGGCAAAAUUUCAUGACUGGACUCCGCAUUGUCUUUGACCGUGAGAGACUGAUCUUAGGUUGGAAGGAGUUUGAUUGUUUUGAUGUUGAGGAUUCCAGCACUCUCCCUGUUAACAAAAACCAAUCUGCAAUCCCUCCCUCGCCUGCUUUUGGACCAAGCAGUUACACCCCAGACGCCACAAAGGAGCGGGGAAACACUACUCAGGUCACAGUGCUGACACCUUCCAGCAGCCAUUCUUCACAUUUGAACUCCAUGAAGAGUAUCUUCUCGACAUUGAUUGUGCUCUCUCUGGCCAUUCUCUGAUUACUGUCACCCCAGGCUGCUUUCAGCUCCAUAACACGUUUUAUCGGUCAUAUACUACAGCAUACAUAUGUUUAGUUUUCAAUUAGGCUCAAAUCCACACCAUAUUGUAGUCAAAGAUAUUUUUCAUUUCAUGUAAUUCUUUUUUUCUCAUUUUCUUUUUUAUUAUUUUUUGUGCAUUUUAUUUCACACACUGGAUGUAGAUAUUGCAUUAUUAUAUGUGGAAAAAGGCUAGAAAAUGUUUGUGUAUAAUAAGUUUAUAAACAGAUAAAAAUAUUCAUAACAGAGUUGCAUCUUUUUUGAAC